Yamadazyma jaroonii is the source of this 195-nucleotide messenger RNA. The record is from the annotation of a GenBank genome assembly. NCBI's taxonomy places the organism in Eukaryota, Fungi, Ascomycota, Pichiomycetes, Serinales, Debaryomycetaceae.
AUGGCUAAAUCAAAGAAUCAUACUGCUCAUAAUCAAACCAAAAAAGCUCACAGAAACGGUAUUAAAAAACCAAAAACUGACAGAUAUCCAUCAUUAAAAGGUGUUGAUGCCAAAUUCAAAAGAAACCACAGAUACGCUUUACACGGUACUGCUAAAGCUUUAGCUAAAGCUAGAGCUGAAAAAGCUGCUAAUUAA